AAACUCAACUCACGUCGCCCUUGAACGCAGCCACUGCACUGUCAGAUGAAACGAAGUAGAAACCUCUCGUUUUGAAUAGAAUAUCUCUUGCCGCUUCAAAUGACAAUUGUAAACAAAUGACCAACAAUUAGACUUUCUCACCCAAAAAUGGAAGAUAACAACGACGAGAGUAGUUUGAUUGUGAUAAUAUUGGAUUCGAAUCCAUCGCAGCGAAUCAUCCGGCGAAAUCCGCAACAUUUAACACAAUGUUUAGAUUCGAUGUGUGUUUUUGCCAAUGCACAUUUGAUGCAGCGCGCACAGAAUAGUAUUGCAGCCGUGGCCUGUCAUCAUCAUGCAAUUGAAUUUCUGUACCCAUCACCGAACAGUCAAACCAAGGAUAUUCGCCAGAUUGACGGUCAAUACGAAAAGUUCACACAGGUCGAGAAGACAAUCAAACUGAAUUUGGCGCGUCUGGUGAAUUCAGCUCCACAAAUCGGACAGCAAGCUGAAUCGAUGCUCGCCGGUAGCAUAGCCAUGGCUUUGUGCUACAUCGCCCGACUGCAACGUGAAAAACCGCAAGGCAGCAAAUUGAAUGCACGUAUCCUGAUGUUGACGGGCAGUUUGGAAUGUGCAUCACAGUAUAUGACCUACAUGAACGUUUUUUUCACGGCUCAAAAGCAAAAUGUCGUUCUUGAUGUUUGCGCACUCGACGAGUCAAUGACACUAUUGCAACAAGGAUGUGAUAUCACUGGCGGCCAAUAUCUGAAGUUACCACAAACAGAAGGCUUACUACAGUAUUUACUGUGGGUUUUUCUACCAGAUCCAAACACUAGAAACAAAUUCACUACACCACCAGCCACAAAAGUUGAUUAUCGUGCCGCAUGCUUUUGUCAUCGUGAGCUCAUCGAUAUCGGAUACGUUUGUUCCGUUUGUUUAUCAAUUUUCUGCAAAUUCAGCCCGAUUUGCACCACAUGCCACACGGUGUUCAAAACGCCGGCCCCAAUCACAUCGAAGGCGAAAAAGAAGAAAACAAAAGCAUAAUAUGGUUUCGAUCACCAGAGUUGACUCAACAACGAAAAUACAAGCAUAAGCUUACUGUUAAUGUAAAAAUAUAUCCCUACCAUUCUCUUAAUAAAACGAAAUCGAUCUUAAAUGAAAUGAUUUUUUACGGCAGAAGAAAAAAACUAUUAUAUAUAUACAAAAUAUUGCAAGAAAAAGGAGCCAAAAAAAUGUUACUUUACUGUCACCGCUUUAAUUUUUAUUUUUGGAGUUGCCGUAACAUCGGUGAAUGUAAAAGAAUUGAAUAUAAAUUAAUUGAAUCAGUA
This is a messenger RNA of Sitodiplosis mosellana (orange wheat blossom midge), 1304 nucleotides long. RefSeq names its product general transcription factor IIH subunit 3 (gene Tfb4). Lineage: Eukaryota; Metazoa; Arthropoda; Insecta; Diptera; Cecidomyiidae. The transcript has 6 exons. Gene Ontology annotation, cellular component: transcription factor TFIIH core complex; transcription factor TFIIH holo complex. The coding region runs from base 148 to 1020 and encodes 290 amino acids. Gene Ontology annotation, biological process: regulation of DNA-templated transcription; nucleotide-excision repair. The record is from RefSeq and is a predicted model, not a curated record.